Molecule: messenger RNA, 626 nt
Organism: Aegilops tauschii subsp. strangulata
Lineage: Eukaryota; Viridiplantae; Streptophyta; Magnoliopsida; Poales; Poaceae
Source: RefSeq, a predicted model, not a curated record
UUCGCUCCACCGAUCCAAAAUCCAAACCCACUCACUCCGCAAAACCUCUGCACGAAGGAGCCCCCCAAACCCAACAACUAGAGCGAGCGAUAUCCAUGGAGAAGAAGGAUCUGCUCGGCGCCCGGACGAAGCCGGCGGCAGGGAAGCGGCGGCGCAAGGUGGCGGCUGGCCCGGGACUCGCCAAGGCGAUCGCCGAGUACCUCGCGUCCGACUCCUAUAUGUACGCGCCGCUGGUCUCAGAACCUCAGGAGCCGCCUCCGCCGCCGCCGCCCGCGGCUGCGCCUGCGACAAGUACUCCUGCUUCUGCAGAGAAAGGAGCAGCUCUGGUGCAAAAAUACAGAGGCUCUUGGCGUGGUACAUUUGCUGCCUGCUAGAAGCAUUUGUGGCGAUGUAGCUGUGUAGCCUUUUAGCAUAAGCUUAAAGCUUUCCCGAUGUUGUUUUAUUCUCCUUUGACUAUGCACAUAUGCUUUCUCUAACAAUUUACCUUUGUUCUGGAGCCACUGUCUCCGAGAAAGGCUAACAGUUAGUUAAUCCAGGGGCAUAUGUAACUAUCUGUACCUUAUCUUGUGUCUUCACUGAUGCAACCGGACUGUCGGUGUAUCUCGUAUGAUGUUCUCGUUCUGCUA